AUGGAGUCCCUUACCACUCACCCCUCCACUGCGCAACAGGCCAAAGCCUUCACCUCUCCUGCGUCGUUGUCAUUUCCCGGCGGCGCUGGAGACUUGACACCGCCCUCCUCUGAGAAAGACGGACAAAACCUCAAUGGUGGCUCCUACGCGGACGGGAAGAUGGGUCAGCCUCAGGGACAACUUGCACCACAAACCCCUGGCGCAACUCCCGGCGCGGGAGUGAGUGGUAUCGUGCCCACCUUGCAAAACAUCGUCGCCACGGUCAACCUUGACUGUCGUCUCGAUCUCAAGACCAUUGCACUCCAUGCACGCAAUGCUGAGUACAAUCCCAAGCGUUUCGCGGCUGUCAUCAUGCGUAUCCGUGAUCCCAAAACCACCGCUCUGAUCUUCGCGUCAGGGAAGAUGGUUGUCACUGGCGCCAAGUCCGAGGAUGAUUCAAAGCUUGCGAGCCGCAAGUAUGCUCGUAUCAUUCAGAAGUUGGGCUUCAACGCGAAAUUCACCGACUUCAAGAUCCAGAACAUCGUCGGCUCGUGUGACAUCAAGUUCCCCAUUCGAUUGGAAGGUCUUGCCUCGAGGCAUCACCCUUUCAGCUCCUAUGAGCCUGAGCUAUUCCCGGGUCUCAUCUAUCGAAUGAUCAAGCCCAAGAUCGUACUGCUGAUCUUUGUGAGCGGCAAGAUUGUACUCACAGGAGCCAAGGUCCGUGAGGAGAUCUACCAGGCAUUCGAGAACAUAUACCCUACGCUAACAGGUAAGCCCUGCUCGACCCGUCACAUGGUAGACCGAGACUGA
This is a messenger RNA of Cladophialophora carrionii CBS 160.54, 789 nucleotides long. RefSeq names its product TATA-box-binding protein. Gene Ontology annotation, biological process: DNA-templated transcription initiation. Gene Ontology annotation, molecular function: DNA binding; RNA polymerase II general transcription initiation factor activity. The record is from RefSeq and is a predicted model, not a curated record. Bases 1 to 789 code for a protein of 262 amino acids. Lineage: Eukaryota; Fungi; Ascomycota; Eurotiomycetes; Chaetothyriales; Herpotrichiellaceae. The transcript has 3 exons.